Hippopotamus amphibius kiboko is the source of this 7478-nucleotide messenger RNA. It is a transcript of the gene TRIM56, whose product is annotated as tripartite motif containing 56. Gene Ontology annotation, cellular component: nucleoplasm; chromatin. Bases 304 to 2571 code for a protein of 755 amino acids. The record is from RefSeq and is a predicted model, not a curated record. Gene Ontology annotation, biological process: innate immune response; positive regulation of DNA-templated transcription. The transcript is spliced from 3 exons. Gene Ontology annotation, molecular function: ubiquitin-protein transferase activity; zinc ion binding. Lineage: Eukaryota; Metazoa; Chordata; Mammalia; Artiodactyla; Hippopotamidae.
CUGAGGAAGAGCUUCAGGCUGAGCGGGGAAGAAGGCGGGGCCUGGGGCUGUGCAAGUCGGUGUCCCGGGCCUGGGACGGAAGUUGCAGAAGUGCAGUUAGUUUCAGUUUUGCUUCUCUUUCAGAAGCCCAGCAACAGCAGCGUCAAGGCCUUGGGGGGGACCCCACUCUGGGUCCUGGAGCCCCGGCUAGGGCCUGAUACACGAAAGCUGCCUUUACUUUUUCGCAUUUGCUGAAUGUCUCCAGGGAGGAGGGAGGCGGCUUUCUAACUCAAGAGACCAGAAGAGAAUUCCCAGCCAUUCAGGAUGGUUUCCCAGGGUUCCUCGCCCUCCCUGCUGGAGGCCCUGAGCAGUGAAUUCCUGGCCUGUAAAAUCUGCCUGGAGCAGCUGCGGGCACCCAAAACGUUGCCCUGCCUGCACACCUACUGCCAGGACUGCCUGGCCCAGCUGGCCGAGGGCGGCCACCUCCGAUGCCCUGAGUGCCGGGAGUCCGUGCCCGUGCCACCCGCGGGCGUGGCUGCCUUCAAGACCAACUUCUUUGUCAACGGGCUCCUGGAUUUGGUGAAGGCCCGGGCUGGUGGAGACCUGCGCGCAGGGAAGCCGGCCUGCGCCCUGUGUCCCCUGAUGGGGGGCGCCAGCGCCGGGGGCCCAGCCACAGCCCGGUGCCUGGACUGCGCCGACGACUUGUGCCAGGCCUGUGCCGACGGGCACCGCUGCACCCGGCAGACCCACAGCCACCGAGUGGUGGACCUGGUGGGCUACAGGGCGGGGUGGUAUGAUGAGGAGGCCCGGGAGCGCCAGGCGGCCCAGUGUCCCCAGCACGCGGGGGAGGCCCUGCGCUUCCUGUGCCAGCCCUGCUCCCAGCUGCUGUGCCGAGAGUGUCGCCUGGACCCCCACCUGGACCACCCCUGCUUGCCCCUGGCCGAGGCUGUGCGUGCCCGGAGGCCAGGCCUGGAGGAGCUGCUGGCCGGCGUGGACGACAACCUGGCCGAGCUGGAGGCCACCCGGACGGCGGAAAAGGAAGCCUUGGCCCGGCUGCGGGAGCAGGCGGCCAAGGUGGGCACGCAGGUGGAGGAGGCGGCUGAGGGGGUCCUCCGGGCCCUCCUGGCCCAGAAGCAGGAGGUGCUGGGGCAGCUGCGGGCCCACGUGGAGGCUGCCGAGGAGGCCGCUCGGGAGAGGCUGGGGGAGCUGGAGAGCCGGGAGCAGGUGGCCAGGGAGGCAGCCACCUUCGCCCGUCGGGUGCUCAGCCUGGGUCGCGAGGCCGAGAUACUCUCGCUGGAGGGGGCGAUUGCCCAGAGGCUUCAGCAGCUCCAGGGCUGUCCGUGGAUGCCUGGGUCAGCCCCCUGCCUGCUGCCCCAGCUGGAGCUCCAUCCUGGACUCCUGGACAAGAACUGCCACCUGCUAAGGCUCUCCUUUGAGGAGCAACAGCCCCAGAAGGACAGCAGGAAAGAUGGAGCCAGAAGCCAGGGAGGGGAUGAAACCCAGCCCCAGAGCAGGGAUGGAGCCCAGACCCCAAAGCAGGACAGAACGCAGACACCCCAAGAAGACGGAGCCCAGACCCUAAAGGCAGAGAGAGCCGAGACUCCCCAAGAAGAUGGAGCCAAGACCCUGAAAGAGGGCAGAGCCCAGACACCCCAAGAAGACAGAGGAGCCCAGUCCCCGAGGGGUGGCAGAUCCAACAAGAAGAGGAAAUUCAAAGGCAGGCUCAGGUCUAUUUCCCGGGAGCCCAGCCCAGCACCCGGGCCAAACCUGGAGGGCUCCGGCCUCCUGCCCAGGCCCAUCUUUUUCUGCAGCUUUCCCACGCGGAUGCCUGGGGACAAGCGGUCUCCCCGGAUCACUGGGCUCUGUCCCUUUGGCUCCCGGGAGAUCCUGGUGGCAGACGAGCAGAACCGGGCCCUGAAGCGCUUCUCCCUCAAUGGUGACUACAAGGGCGCAGUGCCCGUCCCCGAGGGCUGCUCCCCAUGCAGCGUGGCCGCCCUGCAGGACGCCGUGGCCUUCUCGGCAGGUGCACGGCUGUAUCUCAUCAGCCCCAACGGCGAGGUGCAGUGGCGCCGAGCACUGAGCCUCUGCCAAGCCAGCCACGCCGUGGCUGCCAUGCCAAGUGGGGACCGGGUGGCAGUCAGCGUGUCGGGCCACGUGGAGGUGUACAACAUGGAAGGCAGCCUGGCCACCCGGUUUAUCCCUGGGGGCAAGGCCAACCGGGGCAUGCGGGCUCUGGUAUUCCUGACCACCAGCCUCCAGGGCAAUUUCGUGGGGUCAGAUUGGCAGCAGAAUAGCUUGGUGGUCUGUGACGGGCUGGGUCAGGUGAUUGGGGAGUACCGGGGGCCAGGCCUGCACGGCUGCCAGCCUGGGUCCGUGUCCGUGGAUAAGAAGGGCUACAUCUUUCUGACCCUUCGGGAGGUCAACAAGGUGGUGAUCCUCGAUCCGAAGGGGUCGUUGCUCGGCGACUUCCUGACGGCCUAUCAUGGCCUGGAAAAGCCCCGGGUGACCACCAUGGUGGACGGCAGGUACCUGGUCGUGUCCCUCAGUAAUGGCACCAUCCAUGUCUUUCGAGUCCGCCCUCCUGACAGUUAAAAGGCUGGGACUGGGGUGGGACUCGGGGUGGGGGAGGGGAAAUGGGUCAGGGAGAAGGGAGGUAGGGCUGCCUGUGGGAUGUGGUGGCUGAGGGCAUUUUCGCUGAGGGCAGGGGUAGCAGUUUUUCAAUGUGAAGUGCCCACCCCCUCUUCAGGUGCACAGGAAUAGGGACCAAGGACGGUGGCAUGACCAUAGCCCUCAGAAGCAGAGGCAGAGAGGUAGGAGGGGCGCUGGGCCUUCAUGCCUCUCGCUUUUGGGGGGGGUGGUGACAGCCGCUGCCGCUGCCGUAGAGUCUAGGUUUCCAAGAUGUAUAAGCUAGUCCUAAUCUGAGUUCUUCAAAACCAUUCCUGAUGGCGUAGCCCAGGGAUAGUCUUGGAGAAGUGGGUAGAAAUAGUCCUUCGAGCCAAGGAGGGCUCAGGGUAUGUCAGGUAUGUACUUUCUGGAAGAGAGCUAAGAACCUGCUCCCUUCCUGCUGGAACGGGACCCGCCGGGUCAGAAGAGGUCUGGGAUAUUGAACCCGGCAUAAAUGGCAUCCUCCCCUAGCCGCAGCCAGCCGGGAAGUUGAGGCUCCUCUGAUAAUGGCGCCCCCCAGGGAAGUACAGGGUGGGCUUCAUGGGAGACCAAGAAUAGACACCAGCCGAGGCCAGUGGUGUUUACCUUAAAGUCCGUGAAGGGAAUGUGCUACUAGGGUUGGAGUCUAAAACACAGGGUUCUGAGUGUGAGAGAAGGGGAGACCCUGGGUCUUACCCCCGAAGAUCCCCCACCCCUCACCUCCAAGCCAGCCUGAGGCCAGAUUUUAUAUCCUACAUCCUAUGUAGGAUAUAAAAUCUCUUCGGUUUUGAUGUCCUUAUCCUUCCUGGAGUUUAUUUUCAGUCCCCCGUUAGGUUUCCGGCACAAUUCCUUUUGAGAAAUUUAGGCUGAACUAAGGCGUUGAAGGCAUUUGUCCAUAUUGCCAUUAUGGGUGGGGAAAACACCUAUGCCUAGAGGCCAGGUGUGAGACUCAGGGGCCAAACCAGUUGGAAGACCUGAGAAGUCGGUUGUGGGGCUGGGAUGGGCGGAGGAGUGAAAACCGCAUGGAGGGAGCCUGUUAGAGGGGAGCCAUGACCAUCGGCCCUUUGCACGGGCUGUGGCAGCGGUGGAACUGAGGUGGGCAUGUUAGCCAGGGGCUGUUGAGAGAUGACCAAAGGGAAUCUUAUGUAAGGAUCAUGGACAAUGAGUGUUCAUGGGAACCAGAGAGAUUUUGGACACGUCCAGAUGGAAAGUACAGGACAUUAGGUGUAGGGAAAAGAAAAUCUUUUCCCAGGGAGGUCAUUGAUUGUUUAAUGAAGUGAAGGGGGAAAUCAUCAAUAUCUAGUGGACAAAUUCAAUUAUAUAAAAUUUUGAAUGUAUGCACAGCAAAGAAUAAUGAAGAUGAAGGGAGAAUCAAUAAGGUGAGGAAAUUACGAAACAUUGACCUGAGAGCUGAGUCUCCAGUAUAUGCAGUGACUAAAGGGAUCUACUUGGCCGAAAGAUCAAAUAACUCAUGUACCCAAGAGGAAUGCACCCAGGCCAGAAGACAUAAAAUGAAAAAUAGAAUCAACCACUUGCAUUUGUCAAAAAUACAUUUUAAAAAAUAUGCCGUGGUGAAAUAGACUCCUGGCACUCUAAAUGGUGCUUCCUGGCGCACAGUUUAGCGGUACUUGACAAGAGUCAAAGAAGUGAUUAUAAGACAAAGUUAUCUCACUUUGGGGAAUACAUUCUGGGAAAAGAAUUCAAAAGAAAAAAAAGUAUUUGCGCAUAGAUAUUUGUGGCCACCCUAUAUAUUAUAGCCACUGACAGGAAACAGCUCAGCUCAGCUAGCCAACUCUGGCUAGACCAGAAUCUAGCCAAGUAGAUUGUGGUCUAUCAGGGCAAUGAGCUACUGCCUUCAUGUAUGACAGCUAUGAGAACUAUGUAGAAGAAUGUGAUGUUAUAUGAUGCAAUCAUAAGCCAAAAAAAAAAGAUUUUGGAUUUCUGAUCACAUAAUGAUAGCAACAAGGUUAAAAGCAUGUCUGAAUAGUUACCGAGUGGAAAUAGGUUCAAAAUGUGUAAAUAGUCAGUGACUGGGGAGAUUGGGUUCUGAGUUAUUUCAUGCUGUUAUUCAUAUACGCACAUUUCUACUUCAGUUAUUAUUAUCCAUUAAAUAACAUAUGCUUGACUAUUAACUUCAGAAAAAUACACUCAAGAAUAACUACUGGAUUUGUGAAUGAAUGUAUCAGAAUAAAAGAGACUGUUCUAUCGGGGAUGUAGGGGGCACAAGUCAGGAGAAGAAUCCUAGCUGGUUAGGACCCAGCAGGGAGGAAGGGCCGUCAGAACAGUGGCCCGUCUGGUGACUGACCAAGGAAUCUGCCCUGGGAAGGUUUGCAGAGGUCAGGUGGUUCUCGUGGGUGAUUGGUCAUUGUAGAGUGUCCAAAGGCAGGGGAAGUUCUUAUUGAGUUCACCAACUAAUUCAGACCAACUGGAAACCAAGUGAUGGUUCUGCGGAACCAGCUGAUACAGGAUGAGUUGCAUGAGUGGGGUGCUGUGUCUGUCUUCUUUGUGGCUCUCUCUACAGAGCCAGCACAGUAGGUGCUCAAUAAACGCCUGUGGAGUGAAUUGAUGUCUAAAAAAACCGAUGGGACCAACCAAGGUGUCCAAAACUUUGGCUUGUGGGAAACCUCCAGUAGGGGGCACUGUGGACACAGCCUGUCUUAAGCCUCCAGGAGGGUGGCUCAGCUCUGAGUCACAAAAGAGGUGAAACUGCGGUGUCCUGCUUAUGUGUCCUGGGGGAGGUCCUGACCUCUAGGGGAUACUUUCAGGUUGGAACAACAGUUUCGCUGAGCUGCGUGGGAACCACGUGCAGAGGGCCUGGCUGGUGGAAUAGCUCCAGCCAAGUGGCUCACCCAGGAGGCAGAAGUAGAGAACUUGAGAAGGGAAGUAUCUCCUGGAUGCAGGAAGAGAGCCCCACAGAUGCUCUACAGAUGAAGGAGCCCCAGAGCUUUCCAGGACGCUGUAAGAAUCCUGGGAAGCAGGGCACUGAACCGUGGAGAGAAGUACUGAAUAUUCCUUGUGAAAGGGUAGGGGUGGGAAGGCACAGAACACUGGCAAAAGGUGAAACAGACAGGAAGGCUAGCAUUGAGCGAAAUUUGGAGGUAAAAUCCCCAGCGCCCCAACUGUGACCCGAGAGUCCUAACCAAUCCCAGCACAGAAAGCACCACUCAGAGCGGAGAGAAAGAGUUCUUGGUUCAACUACAGAUGUUAAGAAAUCAGGAACAUCGUGAAAGAUACAGCCUCCCCACCCUGCAUUGGACUAUGACGAUUAACUUGAUCAAUCAUUCCUUGUCCUGUUUGGAACUUUCCAGAUGCUGUAGGAAAGGAGAAUGCUGUUCAGGUAGAGAGAAAGGGAGUAGAGGACCUUGUUCAUAUUCUUGGUGCUUAAAAAAGAAAGGUGACUGAGGCAAUGGAGAGCUGGGUUGAAUGCUGGCUCUUCCAACUAAAUAGCUGUGUGAUGUUGGUCUAGUUCCCUAACCUCUCUGAACCUCAGUUUCUACAUCAGUAAAAUAGCGAUAAUAAAAUCCACCAUGCCCACCUCACAGGGUUGUUGUGAGGACUGGCUAAGAGACAUAGAGAAGGAUUUUGUACCCCAUAAAGCUCAAAUCUGAGGUCUCGGUUAGGGAAAAUUUUAACCGACUUUAGUACUGACUUAAUACUCUUCCCUCAGGGUAAGCUUGAAUGUGGAUGUUGUGUGCAUGUAUUACGAGGGGAAAGCUCAAGAAUGUCUGGGUAGAGUUGUUACCUGCUUCUCCUUUGGAGGAGACUGUUCUGUUUUGCUUUCCAGCAGUUAUUUGGCAAAGCCAUUUGCCAAGACACAGCAGUGACCGUAGGAGCAGAAGGGACCAAUGGCCAGCUUGCUAAGAUUCAGUGCUACUCCUAAAAGCCAGCUGAGAAUCAGAUGUGCUAAUGAAGGCCUGAUAAACAUAGACAUUUAGCAGAAAUUCAGAAUGACAGGAGUGGCCCAAUUUUUUGGUAAUUUAGAGAAAAUAUAACUUGGGAGGGGAUAACACUUCUUUUGUUGUAGUCUUAUUAUUACUGUAUCUAUAAAGCCAUGUCAUAGAAUAAUCUACAGAGAUAAUAUUCCAGAGGGGCAGACGUCCAAGAGAGAAGUCAGAAGUCUUCCGAGGAAAUUGAUGAGGUUGGUGACCUAAGCUGGGCAAGACGUGGUAAGUGGGUGCCGAGAUCAAGGUAUUUGACCAUUUCUCCUGGGCAGGUCAGCUGAGAACUAGAGCUAUUCCAUAAGUUAACUGGGAGACUGGGCAGGGAUGCAGAGUUCUGUUUGGGGGAGAAAGUAGCCUUGGACUAGCUGGGGCAGGGAGCUGCCAGAGAGAGGGCUCAAGAAGACGUUCCCAACAGGAGAAAGCUCAGAUGCAGAUGCAGGCUUAGGAAAAUAAGUAACUUGACCAAAGGUGGCAGCGCCAGGCUCCCCAACUGGUUCACGAAUGUAGUUUAGUUAAAUGAAUCCAGAUGGGAACAAAAAUAGGUCUAGGGAACACAGAGUGGUUGGAGGCAUGGAGAAGGCUCAGCAGGGUCUGGCUGACCUCACUGGAAGCCUGGGUGAGGAAUCUUUGGGAUCAGGCGGAGAAGGGCCUGUGUGUAAAGAGGCAAUUAGGAAGUAGUUUGGGGAGGUUUUAGAAGGCAAUCUGACUUGUCUUUGGAGGAAGUUUAAACUGGUUGGAUUAGCAGCCGAGAGAAAUGGGAUUGAAAAUGAAAUUGGGGCCUCUGCACCCGUGUUGUCAGCUCAGCAGCUUUUUCUUCGUUGCCACCAGGCUGAAGAAUCUGUGUUACAAACUCUCAUUCCUUUGAUCGUGUACUUUAUAUCUUUAUUUUCUUUCUUAAUAAAUUCUUUUGAAAAA